UUGGAUUUUGGGUUUCAAUAUGGUAAAAAUCACAAUCUUUAAGACACGAUAGUUAGUUACAUAGUCUUUGAAAGGGUAAAUUGUAUCUGCAUUAGAGGAUGUUUCACUUGGAAAAAUUCAAUACAAUGUAAUAAUAGUUGGAAGUGGAAAUUACGGGAAUACGGUUGAUUUCAUAUUCCAACAAUCUAUAAUUCUGGCUUAUUGUGUCUUAUUGCUAGAAUGACAGAACCGAUUCAGGGGCUGUCUAGUAAAGCAUCCAAGUUUCAAUCAGACAAAGAUAUAAUUAGCAGCAUGCCAGAGAAUGUGAUUACUAAUAUCAUGGAUCGGUUGGAGAUAGAAGAAGCGGUGAGGACUAGCAUUUUGUCGAGAGGCUGGAGGUUAAAGUGGACGUUGCUCACCCGGAUCGUAUUUAAUUCUGAUUUCUUUGAGCGUCUAUCAGAUUCUAAUCAUGAGACUUAUUACGGGAGGAUUAUAAUAAGUAGGCUUCUUCUUCAGCUUAAAGGUGCAUUGACUAAGUUUUUCCUCAAUGUAACGGAGGAAAGUUACUACGAAGAUAUUAAUAGUUGGGUUAUGUUCUUGUCGACAAAAGGAAUUGAAGACUUCACUCUUCAAAGUUGGCACGGUAUACCACUUAAGUUACCUACCCAUUUUUUCUCUUGUCUGAAGUUGAAACGUGUGGAACUUACUAACUGUUGUAUCCGUCCCAUUCCGGGUUUUAGUGGUUUUCCAAAUCUAUUGAGCUUAAGUUUGUAUUCAGUGACCUUUGAAAGCUACCAAUGUGGGGAGUUUCUCACUUGGAGUCCGUUACUUGAAGUUCUGGUAAUUUCAGAGGACAGUAUUACUGGGGUAGUGCAACAUGUUGAGCUUGCAAAACUUGAAAAUCUCAAAGUGUUAUGUUUGCCAUUAUGUAAGCUUGACAGUAUGGGGAUGAUCACAAGUUCAAGCAUAUUUCAACUUAUGGGGGAUUUCUCUAAACUUCAGGAGCUUACUCUAGUUUUUACGGACUGCAAGAUGUUGGCAGGAAUUGAAGCUAGAAACAAUGCCCGAACCUUCUUACCGUGUCUUAAGGUUCUUGAUUUAUGCCACAUAGAUUUUAGCUCUAGCAUUAUGGUAUCAUGCGCUAUUGAAUUGAUUUGUGGAUCAUCAAAAUUGCACACACUUAGGAUCACGGCUGCACAAAAGAUGGAUGUGGUCCCACCGCCUGCGUUUUGUUCUUCAGAGGUAGACUACAGCAGAAUGGGGCAACUACAGCUUCGAGACGUGACAUUUUAUUACAUCGGAGGUUGGAGCAAUGAAUCAUGUCUGAUAGAGUCUUUACUUUCAUCUUCUCCCUUCCUAAAGAAUGUGUGGAUUCUUGCAAACAGAUCAUCCCGCGGGUCCAGUUAUAACCAUAAGGAGGUGAUGUUUGGUAUACAGCUGUUGAAGUUCCACCGAGCCUCCCCCUUGGCAGAAGUAGAACUCGAAUGGGUUUAGGCCUUUAGGGCCGGCAAUACUCCAGGUCCACCAAACUUGAAACCCGACCGAAUUGCCAAACUUAUUUUCACUUGAAUUAGGAUUUAGGAAACAUGUGAUGAUUAGGAGAUGAGUGUAUAGACUACAGAUACAUAAUAAGGUCUACUUUGGUUGUAUUAUAGUAUAUGAUUCUUUAAUCUUUAUGCACAGAGGUGCAUCUUUUAAGCAGUUGGUGCAUCUUUUAAGCAGUUAACUACAAGCAAUUGUUGAUAGUCAUUGUCACAAUGACACAA
Messenger RNA from Erigeron canadensis, 1745 nucleotides. Its product is annotated as F-box/FBD/LRR-repeat protein At1g13570-like. The transcript has 3 exons. The record is from RefSeq and is a predicted model, not a curated record. Lineage: Eukaryota; Viridiplantae; Streptophyta; Magnoliopsida; Asterales; Asteraceae. Gene Ontology annotation, molecular function: protein binding. Bases 220 to 1473 code for a protein of 417 amino acids.